Molecule: messenger RNA, 375 nt
Organism: Haemonchus placei
Lineage: Eukaryota; Metazoa; Nematoda; Chromadorea; Rhabditida; Trichostrongylidae
Source: the annotation of a GenBank genome assembly
AUGACCGAUGGAGAUUCGUGCACGCCACCUCCUGAACGAAAUCGGGAGAAAGUGAUCGAGCAGUUUAACAGAAGAAGCUAUGCUGUUCCAAAAGAAUUCGAAAUCGGCGAAGCAGUGUAUGCUCAGGUAUGGAAAACGCCACAAUUCAUCUGGAAGGAAGGCAUCAUCACCAGACGGAUCGGCAAAGUCAGCUAUGAAGUUGAUCUGAGUGGAAGAAUAAUAAGGAAACACGCAAAUCAGUUACGUUGUCGUAACACAAAAUCACCUCCAAAAUAUGGAGACAACUCCUUGCUGACACUGCUUGAGACGCUCGAAUUGGACGACGUGUGGAAGCGACAGAGGAGACCACACAUGCUACAGAUGCUGCUGCUCUAA